Polypterus senegalus (gray bichir) is the source of this 13051-nucleotide messenger RNA. It is a transcript of the gene znf292b, whose product is annotated as zinc finger protein 292b. NCBI's taxonomy places the organism in Eukaryota, Metazoa, Chordata, Cladistia, Polypteriformes, Polypteridae. The coding region runs from base 51 to 11636 and encodes 3861 amino acids. Gene Ontology annotation, molecular function: DNA-binding transcription factor activity, RNA polymerase II-specific; DNA binding. The record is from RefSeq and is a predicted model, not a curated record. Gene Ontology annotation, cellular component: nucleus. The transcript is spliced from 8 exons. Gene Ontology annotation, biological process: regulation of transcription by RNA polymerase II.
UGUCAGUCACGUGACGGCUGUGUGCGUACGCGGCGGAGUUGGGUGUGAAGAUGGCGGACGACGAGGCCGAGAAGGAUCACAGCGAAGAUAUGAGCGUUGCUGCUGCGAUCGAGGCCUUGCGGACUCAACUGCAUAACUUGUUCGGCGAGCUUAAAGAGAGUCGCGAGCCGCCCGUGCAGUCCGCCUCCCAGUACUGCCAGCAUUUCUGUCAGACUCUUGUAGAAUAUGCAGAUCGAUGGAAGAUAUCAGAGGAUCCUCUUCCCCUCGUUGAAGUGUACAUGAUUGCCAUUCUAAGCUAUGCUGAAGCUCGGCAUCAUCUUACAUCUGAGUGUGAAAGUGUAGGUCUCGUUUUGGAACGUUUGGUACUGAGCUGUGUUGAACUUUUGCUUUCAUUGCCUGAAGAAAUACCAAAACCUUUGUGGAGUAAGUUCCAGACUGUGAUAAAAACAUCUCACAGUCGACUUCUGGAAAAUGGAAACACUGAACUGCAUAUCCUUUCAGUCAUUGUACAAGAGGAGGGAGUCUGGUCACAUCCAGUGCUGCACAAUAUUCUUUCAAAGGGAACUAUUGAAACUGAAAAAGUUAAAGAGUUUCUCCAGGCAGAAGGCGCCAUGCUGUUAAAUAUGCGAGUAAAGCAUCUAAUUAAAAUAAAUCAGCUAGAGUGUGCAGCAUCACUUGCAAGAGCCUGUGCGGAUUACCCAGAAUUUGGGGGGAAAAUAAAUUUUAAACAGACCUACCUCGUCUGUCUUUGUGCUGUGCUGCCACAAGAUCAACUGAUGCAACAGAUUUCUGAAGUAGAUUGCAAGGACGCAUUAGAAAUGAUCUGUAAUCUUGAGUCAGAAGGAGAAGAAAAGAGUGCUUUAGCACUGUGUACAGCAUUUCUAACCCGUCAGUUUUUACAAGAAGAUAUGUACUGUGCUUGGGAGCUAACCUUGUUUUGGAGUAAACUACAGCAGAGAGUAGAACCCUCGACACAAGUCUUUCUUGACUGCUGCCGCCGAUUGUCCCAGCUUUCUAAAACAGUUUACCACAUUUUCUUUCUGAUUAAAGUCAUUCAGUCAGAGGUUGAAGAAGGAGGACUUGCAGCAUGUAUUGAAUUGUGCAUUCGAGCCCUAAGAAUGGAUGCUAUCAAAAAUACAAAUAUAAAAGCAACUAUCUGUAAGACUAUCAUCUGCUUGUUAUCUAAUGACUUGGAAGUGAGGCGUGCUUGCCAACUUACAGAAUUUCUUUUGGAGCCUACUGUUGAGUCCUACUACUCUGUUGAGACAUUAUAUAAUGAACCUGAUCAGAAACUAGAUGUUGAAAACCUUCCAGUGCCCAAUUCACUUCGCUGUGAGCUUUUGCUGGUAUUAAAAACUCAGUGGCCUUUUGAUCCAGAGUUUUGGGACUGGAAGACGCUAAAACGCCAUUGUUUAGGCUUGAUGGGUGAAGAAGCUUCUAUUGUAUGCUCCAUAGACGAGCUAAAUGACAGUGAAGCUUUUGAUCAUCUUGAUGAUGAAGAUGGACAAAAAGUUCUGGAACAAGAGUUCGGUGGGCUUGUGGACUGCGUUUUUGAUGCAGAAAAUGCUUUUGGUGACUUAGAUGACGAAAAACAAAAAAAGAAGGAUUUUAAAAAAUUAAAAGAAAAAGGAUUUAUAUCUGCUAGAUUUAGAAAUUGGCAGGCUUACAUGCAGUACUGUGUCCUGUGUGAUAAAGAAUUUCUUGGACACAGGAUUGUAAGACAUGCUCAGAAGCAUGUUAAAGAUGGGGUUUACCAUUGCCCAAUAUGUGCUGAAAGUUUUAACAGGAAAGAACUUUUUGUCCCACAUGUAACAUCCCACGUAAAGCAGUCUUGCAAGGAAAGACUUGCUGCCAUGAAAUCUAAUAGAAGGAAAAUUACAUCAGCUAAAAUGCCUACUUCUAAUAUUGUUAGUCAAAAAGUUAAACCUAGCGAAAAGCAAGAAAACAGGCCAAAGAAGAAAAACAGACUAUAUUCAAAUGAUUUUGUAGUUUUCAAUGAUAAUGAUAUCUCAGAAGAUGAAGUCAAAGGAAAACUGUCAAAAAUUGCGCUUGCAGCACACAGAGCAGAAUACAAAGAGGAAUAUACUUGCCCUGUUAAUGACUGUAAAAAGGGCUUCAAAUAUUUCAAAAAUUUAGUAGCUCAUGUGAAAGGACAUAAAAACAAUGAAGAUGCUAAACGGUUCCUUGAGAUGCAGAGUAAGAAAGUAGUUUGUCAGUACUGCCGUCGCCAGUUUGUCAGUGUCACCCACCUCAACGAUCAUUUACAAAUGCACUGUGGUGCAAAGCCCUAUAUCUGCAUACAGGUAAAUUGCAAAUCCAGCUUCUCUACUAACUCUGAAUUACUGAUACACAGGAAAGAACAUACAGUAUUCAAAGCAAAAUGCAUGUUUCCAAACUGUGGAAGAAUUUUUUAUGAAGCCUAUAUGCUAUAUGACCAUGAAGCUCAGCAUUAUAAUACAUUCACUUGCAAAAGUCCAGAUUGUGGAAAAAUAUUUCAUUCCCAAGUAAAACUGGAUCUGCACCAGGAAGAUCAUCUAAUGCAAACAAAUAAUUCAACUUCUGAAGAGCAUGUCGUAAAAUUGGAAGAAAACCAAAGUGAGUUACCACUAGCAAGCCAGAUAACUACACAAGGUCUACUGUCAGAACCACCUAUUAAAACUCCAGUAAUGGAAGCUACUACCACUCAGCUACUUGAGCCAAGCACAGUGAACUUAAGUCAGUCAUUACCACUUAAUUUGAACCCAGUGAAUGUUGAUCCCACACCAGAGCCAAAUCCGAAUUUAUUACAACCAACCGGUCAAGCUGUAUUAAGUCCAAGCGUUUCUCAAGAGAUAAGCAUGUGCUCUCCUAAAAACGAUUUUCCUUUGGAUGGCCUAUUUCAGGCAGAACACAAAGCAGAGUCAGGAAGUAGCUUACCUUUUGAGGGUAUUGUAAGCAUGCCAGUCAAUGAAAUUUUAAAUAAUUCAGCACUUGAACCAUCAGCUAAUAUUCAGGCACAACAGCCAGUUAAACAAACCGAAGUUUAUCUAAAUGGUCUUUUAGCAAAUGUUAGGGACACCUCAACUGAAGCAGUAGCUUCAGUCACAUUGUUGAAAAAUGCUGAACAGACUGCCAUUAAACCUGAACCUCUAGAUACUGAAAAAAUAAUUAUGAAGCAGCAUACAGAAACAACUGGCAGUGUUUCUCAUGAUGCACAUUUUGUACCUCAGGUAGUGAAAGAGGAACAAAAGAUUGCUUUUCCACCAGCAGCAAAUCAAGGCAAUCCCCCUGUAGCUGGAGAGACUCAAGUUAAAGUAAAAUACAACUGCACCUUUGAUGGAUGCACUCGGACAUACAGUUGUACCAGAAGUGUUAGCAAACACAUGAAGGCAGCACAUGCUGAAUACUAUGCUGCUCUGAUAUUAGCUCGAAAAAACAAAAAGCUUGCAAAAGCAUCUGGUGCACACCCAGUUUCUAGUGAAGGCCGUGUUUUUUCAGUACCUUCGCAAAUGGCUAAUGAUAAGCUACCUAUCUGUGCAUCAGAAGUUGGUAAAUUGGUUAACCCACUUUUCUCAUACCAAAUGGGAAGGCUUCCAACUGCAGUGACUAUGCCAUCUUUGUCGUUAAAAUGUGAGAGCAAUCAAAGUCAUGUGCCACCAGGUCAAGCUGAAAAUCCUUCAAAUCCUGGCUUUUUCCCACAAAUUGAAACCACUACAAAUCAGGUACUGCCUUUGCAUAAAGAGAUGAAUAUAAAUCCUGUCCUGUCUAUAAAUGCUAGAGGAGUUGGUCCUAACUUGUCUUCCAGCUCUAUUCUGCCUUUGCAUAAAGAAAGUCCAGCAAAAUUAUUAUCUCUGCAUUUGCAAACAUUGACUAAUCAAGUUUUGUCACAAAUCAGUGCCACAGAUCCUGAACUGUCUCCACAAAACUCUGCCUCAGAUAUGCUAAGAUGUGCUCAGACUGCACUGAUGAAUGUAGUUUUAGCAUCACAGACUAACACAAACCCAACUUUGCAAACAGGAAUAAAAAAUCUGAUUAUGUUUCCACAGCCAGAAGUAGAUGCAAAGACUGAUAUUCCUUCACAUGCAAAAGGAAGUGAUCAUUUCAUUGUAAAUGAAAAACCUAGAAGUCCACUUCUAGCAUCUCAGUUAACUGAUGGCUCAAAUGUACAUUCAUCUUCUGAAAUGAAUAGCACUGCACAGCCAAGCCAUUUAGAAGGUGAAAAAAGGCCGGUGCUUUUGCCUUUGGACUGUGGGUUAAAUCCAAGAGAGCAUAAGCAAAAUGAAAGCUCUUGUAAAGUUUAUUCAUCAAAUUUAGUAAAGACUGAAUAUCCAGGGAAUACUUCUGAAGUGGGCAGUGCUCCUAGUACAGAUUUAUCUCACAUACAUGAACUAAAUCCUGAUUUACCUAAUGCUGUUGGUGCCCACAGUAAUCCAUUGCUACCAUCUGUGGUAGAGAGUGUUGGACAGACAUUAUUGCCAUCCUGUCUUGAGAGUCCAAAGAUUCCAGGGUUACCAGAGCAGCUAGAGGCUUCUGUGAAUCCACUGUUUAUGCCACAGCUUGAUUCAAACUCAUUUCCCAUCUUACACUCUGAGGCUGAAAGAAACCCACAAGUUGAAACCCUUAUUAAUUGUGACUUUCCUUCUGCAGCUGAAUCUGCUCAGGCAGAUGCCAUGAGUUCUCUUGUAAUUGAUACAGGUGCAUUGAAAGAUGAAGAUACCUCCCUUAAAGUUAAGAGAACUAAGCACAAUAAAAGAACAAAAUGGCCAGCUAUAGUGAAAGGAGGCAAAUAUCUGUGUAGCCGUUGUUUCAGAGAAUUCCCAAGUCCCAAGUCUUUAGGUGGGCAUUUAUCUAAGAGAUCUCAUUGCAAACCUGAUAAUGAGCUUCCUGGAGAAAUUCACCAAGACAAAGCAUCUUUGCUUCUCAACGAUUUACUAAAUUCAUCAAAUUCUUUAAAUGUUCAUCAGCUAGCUUCCCAAUUUAAUUCUAACCAGUCAUUAGCAUUAGAUGCCCUUCCAUCAAGGUUUUUACCCAACUCAGAAAGUAAUGGGUCAUGUGCUGAACUAAGUGAAGGAGAUCAACAAAGUGAGAUUAUUAAACAAGCUUUGGAAACUGCAGGCAUUAAGAACAUAUUUGAAACAUCAGUCCUGCAGCAAUCAUUCCAAUCUUCCCCUGUAAACUAUCAAACGGAAACAAGUAUCCCUGAAAGUUCAGUUAUACAACACACUGGAAAAAUUAAAAUAAAAUCUGAGAACUCAAACUUUCUCAUAACUCAAGAAAUUAAAAAUGAUAUAAACAUGCGCCCAUGUAAUGAAUUUGUAAAGCAGGAACAGCCAGUGUUUUCUUCAGAUAUCUUUUCUGAUAACCUGUUAACUCAGAUGCUGGCAGAAAAUAAUUCAAUAAGUAAUAUUAACUUGGAUUCAAACCCAUUAAGCCAGUUGCUGCUUGCUGAUCAGACAAGUAAACAAAAGUGUGAUACUGAGUCUCCAGCUACAUCCAGCAUUCCUCAACAGAACACUGUGCCAAAUGAAAAUUUACUUACUGCAAUAACUGGUCUUUCACAGACAUUUAUGCCAAACCAAAUGCCUGUGCAUAAUUCUUCACAACAAUCAGUAAAUCAUUGCAGUCCACCUAAUACCAAUCAGAAAACAAUUACGGUCAAGCAAAAAAUUCAGGCUCUGUUAUUUAAAACUGAAGAUGUGAAUGACAAGACAACUGAUGCCAUACCAGUAUGUACUGGUGCACCUAAUACUAAUCUGCAAGGAAAUGGCAAUCUUGAAAUUUUAGGUGGUAGUAAUCCCCAAAUGCCAGGACUAAAAAGCCAAGAGAUUAAAUUUAAUAAUUACUCAAAUUAUGGUGUGGGUCAAGAAAUGAAACAGAAGAAUGAUUCAGUUUUGCAAAAACCUAUUUUGGAGGCACCAGUGAGUAGCUCUAAUUAUGUGCUCAGUUCCUCCCAUGACUUGAGCACAUCAACAACACAGGAUAUGACACCUGAACCUACAAACUUGCCGACCAGUAGUUUUCAUGUGGAACAAAUAGACAAUGAAAUACUAGACAUACUAAGAGCAUUUCAGAAGCUAAGUCUUGAGACAAAUGGCAAUGCCACCAUUAAUGGCACUUCCACUAGUGUGAAACAAUAUAAUGGAGUAGCAACAAGUGAGCAAACAGAUGUGCUGCUGCCUGACUCCACUGUCAAAACUGAUUUGCAGUCUUUUGAAAGCAUUAUUAAGCCUUUUGUUUGUGAAAGUGAAGGUUGUCCUUACAGUGCAAUGACUAAGGAUGCUUUGUUUAAGCACUACCAUAAAAUACACAAUUAUGAUGAAGACAAGAUGAAUGAAAUCAGGAAAAACCAGCUGAAGUUUGCUCCAUUUCGCUGCCACAUUUGUAACAAGACAUUCACUAGGAACUCUAAUCUUAGAGCCCAUUGUCAAGCAGUGCAUCACUUGUCACAGGAGGAAAUGGUCAAGUUGAAAAUAAAGAGACCAUAUAGUAGAAAACCUGCUCAUGAGCUACCUGAGACAGAGACAGUACAGAGCACAAUUGCUGUGCAAGGGCAUCAUGUUCCUGUCCAUCCUGUUGAAAGCACAUUUGUCACUCAACAAUUGACUGCCACUAAAAGUUCAGAAGAGUGUUUAUCUGAUGCACAUAAUCAGACUACACAAGCAUCUCACUUCUGUCUUGAUUCACACAAUGGACAUGUUCCUGAAAACAUAUUUAAUGGUAGACCUGACCAGUCUAAGACACUGUCUACAACGAAACAUGAUGCAUUUCAGCAGAUGUCUACUCAGCUGCCAAUACAAGGACAGAUAGUACCAGAAAUUUGUGUAACUGAAUCAUCUGUUACCACACACGGGUUUUCAUCAGAAACAUUGCAACAUACAUAUAGACCACAGCUGGAAACAGUGCAGCCCACCAUUUCACCCUUGGUUGGAGAUUUGCAGCCCAUAAACAGGCUUCCAUCUGAAACCCUGCAGCAGCACACCCUUCAGCCUGCUUCCAGUUCACAGCUGCCCGUCCUUAGACCAGCAUCAGGAAUCCUGCACCCCCUCCUCAGGCCUGCAUCUGGAACAAUGCAGCCCCUCCUCAAGCCUUCAUCUGGAACACUGCAGCCCCUCCUCAGGCCUGCGUCCGGAACACUGCAGGCCACCUUCAGGCCCAUGUCGGGUACACUACAUCCCACUUUCAGGCCUGUGUCGGGAGCCUUGCAACCAAUCCUCAGGCCCACCUCCGGAACACUGCAACCCAUCCUCCAAUCUACAUCAGGAACCCUGCAGCCUGUUAUCAGAUCUUUGUCUACUACACUGCAACCUUCCAUCAAGUCUCCUUCAGCAACCAUGCAGCCAAACAACACACCUCUUAUAGCAACAUCACAUUCUUCCAUCUGGCCUCCUACAGGAGUGUUGCAGUCCCUUAGUGGCCUUGCAUCAGGAAUUCCUCAGUCAACCAUCAGCUCCCCAUUGGCUGAGCUGCAACCAUCUGUUACUUCUCAGUCAUCAGUGCUGCAGCCUACCAUUAGCUCCCAGUUCAUAACAUUGCAGGCUACAAUCAGUGCUGCAGCAAUAACACAGCCACAGUCUGGUAUGAACUCCCAUGGUCUGCUGCAUCAGCAAUUGGUUAACUCUAGACCCUUAGUGGAGGAGUUUCAACAGCAUCCCUCUACUGGAUCCCAAGAUGUGACAUGUCAGAAUCCCAGGAUAGAAUGCCAAGACGUGGCACCUGAGAAUCCCAUCACAGGAGCCCAGAUUGUUAUUCCUCUACAGUCCAACAUGGUAUUCCAGGAGAUGCCACUCCAACAGCAGCUAGCCCAGAAUCACCAGCCCGGUGUGGAGUCCCAAGAUGGUGCUACUCAGCAGCAGCCUAGGAUAGUGUUUCAAGAGGGUAUUCACAAGUGGGAGCCUAACACGGGGUCGCAAGAGGGUGUCCCUGAAUGGCAGCCAAGCACAGCUCCUCAAGUGGUUACUGCUCAGCAGCAGCCCAGUGCAGUGUCUCAAGAGGUUAACCCUUGGCCACAGCCCGGCACAGGUUCUCAAGCGGUUAAUCCUUGGCAGCAACUCACCACAGGGUCUGAAGAAGUUAACCCUUGGCAACAGCCCAGUACAGGGUCUCAAGAGAAUACAUUGUGGCAGGAUACCAGCACAGCAUCUCAAGAGGGUGCACUUUGGCAGGAACCCAGCAAAACGUCUGAACAGGUUAUCCCUUGGGAGCAACCCAACAAAGUGUCUCAAGAAGCCACCUCUCAGCAGCAGCCCACCACAGAGACUGAAGAGGUCUCUACUCAGCAACUGCCCACCACUGAGUCUCAUGAGGUCACCCCUUGGCAGCCAUCCACCACUGAAUCACAAGAGGUCACCCCUCAGCAGCAGCCCAGCACAGGGUAUCAAGAGAUCACCCCUCGGCAGCAGCUCACCACAGAGUCUAAAGAGGUCACCCCUCGGCAGCAGCCCACCAUAGGGUCUCAAGAGGUCACCCUUCCACAGGAAUGUAGCACAGGAUCUGCAAAAGUUAGCCCUCCACAACAGUCCACCACAGGGUACCAAGAGAAUACACCUCAGCAGCACACUUGCACAGGAUCUCAAGAGCUUUCCAUUCUACAACAGCCCACCACAGUGUACCAAGAGAUUAACUCUCAGCUGCAGCCCUGCACAGAGUCUAAAUCACUUCCCCCUCGGCAGCAGAUCAGCAUGGAUUCGCAAGAGGGUGCACUGCAGCAGCAUCAAAGUGGAUGCCAAAACACUCCGAAUCAGCAGCCCAUAAUAGACUCCCAAACAGUAGUAACUCCACUGCAGCUGACAGGCCUGGGAUCCCAAAAAGUGACAUUUUACCAACCAAGCACAGGGUCACAUGAGAUGGCUCCUCAGCAGCAUCAUUUGCCCAACACAGAGCAUCAAACAGGAACACUUCAGCAGCCCAGUACAGUGGCCCAGGCUUCUCUUCAGGGUCCCUACAAAGUAUUUCCUGAAAUGGUACAGCAGCCUCAGCUCACUUUAGAGUCCUCGGUCCAGCAGCAGCAACUUCCUGUUACAGCAGCUCCAGCACUACAGUUGCAACAUCAAAAUCCUUUCACAAGUCUUUCUGUUGCACCUCUACAACAGCAGCCUACUACGGGUUUUUUGUCAGCUACAUUUCCCCAGCAACCUAUCAUUGGAUCCUCAGCAACAACUCCAAAACAGCAUACUUUUGGGUCUCCUGCAGCAAUAGUGCAACAGCCUAUUUUUGGAUCCCCUGCUGCAAUGCUGCAACCAAAAAUGAUGUCUAAUGCAGUGUUGCAGCCCAAAAUUGGAUUCAGUGCUCUGCUACAACCGACAAUAAGACCUCAACCAAAGUUACAGCCAGCUUUCCAGCCAAAAGCUAAUCUCCAGCCCGCUGGCCAGAUGAGGUCAAUGCUACUAAAUGACAGUGGGUCUCCAACAAAGAUCCAAUCCAUUGCGAAGGCACCCACCCAGCUCCAAGCAAACCCUAUAUUUCAAGCAAUGCCACAGGCAAAGAGCAUUUUCCAAACCGGAUUUCAGCAAGGCAACAGCUCUGGGAUACUGAGACCAUCUAGCUUUAUAUCCCCAUCAAAAUUUCAACCUACUGCUGGGCCAAAGCUACAACAUAGCAUUUUAGCCCCAGCUAAGCUAAAGCACCCAAUUUUGGCCCCCCCUAAGUUGAAUCCCAAUGCCAUUUUUUCAUCUCAGGGGAAGCCCAUUAUUGUAUCCUCUACAAUGUCACAGCACACUUCAAGUGGCCUUGCAGGUGUACCUGGGCUCACUGCUUUUGGGCCUCCUUCAACUGGAGAGCCUUCAGUCCAACAGAAUAUACCUGGGCAAGUUGUACCCGACAAAUCCAAACAAAAUAUUUCAAAACCAAAAAUGGAAAAACCAAAAAAGAUAUCAAAACCAGAAGAAAAAAAGCAGAGAACAGAAUUUGAAACCUCUAACAGCUUUAGUCCCUAUAGGCCAUACCGCUGUGUUCACCAGGGUUGUUCAGCCGCUUUCACAAUACAGCCCAAUUUAAUACUACACUAUAAAGCUGUACAUCAGUCAGACCUACCAAAGUUUGAACAGGAAAAUGAAGAUGAACUAGAUGAGUUAAAGGACACAGAAUUGAAUCAGAUGCGGGAGUUAAGGUGCCAAGUUAAGAAUUGUUCUAGAAUUUUUCAAGAAGCAACCAGUCUUUUCCAGCAUUACACUCAGCUUCAUGAGUUUAACUUGGAGCAAGCUGGGAGUCUUAUGUCGAGUAUAAACUUGGGACGAUUCCAGUGUGAUCAGCCUAAUUGCAAAGUGAAGUUUACAGUCUUCUGGAAAUAUAUUGGUCAUCUUGAAAUGGCUCAUGAUGUACGAAAAGUGUUGCGAAAUGAGGCAGCAGGAGUAUUUAAGUGUGACUGUGAAGGCUGUGAUCGUGUAUAUGCAACAAGAUCAAACCUCUUGCGGCAUCUUUUUCGAAAGCAUAAGGAGAGUCAUAAGGCACAUUUAAUUAGACCACGCAAAAAAUUACCAGGCCAGGAAUAUGUAUCAUCCAUCAAAAAUGCAUCAAAAAAGCUCUGUGUUGGAGGAAAAAAUAAUAAUGGAAAAAAUGUAUUGCCUAAGAAAUCAAAACCUAAAUUUCCUGUCAUAGAUGAAAAAAAGAAAAAGUUAAUCUUUGACCCAAAAAGUGAAAUAAUUCUUCCUUUGAAGACAUGUGAUGAGGCUUUGGCAAUGUGUAUAAAAAAAUUUCCAAUGCAAUAUCCUUGCAUGAUAAAAGACUGUGACUCUGUUGUUAGCAGUGAGCGUAAUAUUAUUAGACACUACAAAACUCACAACCUGGUUGAAGAUUUUAUACUACAACGAAGAAGUCAGCUCGUCCUGUGUAAGAAGCGUUUGCCUCCACAAGCAAAGAAAGAAUGUAAUGAACGUGAAGAAACUGAAAAAUCGGAGGCAUGCAUCUCAGACAAAGAAGACUUCAAAGACACUUGUGUUGAAACAAAUGAAACUGAAAGCUGUCAAGCUUCCUCUCAGAAAGACAAUGCUGAAAAUCUGUCAAAUGCUUUAGCUUCAGAUUUGGCAGAAGAGACUUUUCAAACCAAAUCUAUUUUACAAAACCUUGAAGAGAGACAGCCUUUGACAGAUUCGAGUUUUUUAGCCAGGAGUAAAAGAGGAAGGCCAAUAAAAAAAAAAAACCAAGAAAUGCAGACAAUCACUAGUCAGAAAUGUAAUGAGGAUUUAAUUUCACCUGAUAUGGCGAAUGAUUUAAGUAGCUCUUGCAGCAGCUCUGAAUGUGCAAGUACGUCUUUUUUAACUCCGGUAAAACGGCCACAUUGUCAUAAAAAUACUGGUUUGAGUACUUUUAGGCCUAUGGGUUUUGAAGCAUCUUUCCUAAAGUUUUUGGAAGAAUCUGCAGAGAAGCCCAAAAAAAAAUUUAAAGAAUUUGUACCAGAUAAUGAUACGCCAAAAGAAGAGAAACCUCCACCCCCUCAAAAUGAAAAUUUGAUGCAUGAAAUCUCCGGUUUGCACUCAGAUUUGCACAUUAGCAGUGAAGAUUAUGAAAAUGUUAUUGACUUCAGGAACCCAUUAAACCUCCAGUCAGUCAAUAAUGUAAAAAUUGUAAUGGACGAUACAUUUUCUGAUGGCGCUGGUCUUUUGCUUAAGCAGCUUCAAGAGAUGCGUCCCACAGUUGUGCUAAAGAAAUGGCUGUGUAGUUAAGUAUGAAGUGUAAGGGGAGAAGAAUUUUAUCAUCAAGUAAACCAUUGUUCUCAGGAUAACAGCAGGUGAAUAGACUGCAUUAAGUUUGUUUGGUUUUUUUUUUCCUUUCAGAGUUUAAGGAGUAAAUAGUUUCAUUACUCUUUGUUUCUGUUGAAUUACUGAAAAAUGUAAGCCAAUAAUUAUUUGGUUGUUGAUUGUUCAAACAUUUACAUGUAGUAGCAUUUCAUGCAAGUUAGUUGGGUUUACAUCAGCUGGCAUCAUAUAAUUCUAGAAAGAAUGGACACACACAUCUACACAAAGGCAACUAAUUGUCAUCAAUUCAUUCACAUUUACAAAUGGGACCCUAGUGAUGUGAGAUUGUUAAACUGCUCACUACACUUGUAGUAAUUGCACUUAGGAUGAACAAAAACACUAACAUUUAUUUUAAAACGACCAUCUUAGUUUCACUAAUGCCUUUUUUCCCAUCAAGUUUCCGGAACAUAAUUAACUUUUUGCGAGAAAACCAUUUGGUUCAUCAUAGCUGUUUGAUCUUCUGUCCAUCUACGUAUCAAUGUUUAUUUGUUCUUAGCGUAAGGAUGAUUAAGCUUAUUUAAAUAUGCCUAAUUUGUUUUCUUUUGUGUAUGUCAUUGUCACUUCCUUAAUACUGUCAGCUGUUUGUUCAUUCAUUGUUUUUCAUAUGGGCUAAAAAAGAACACAAAGUAUUGCAACUUUUUGCCUGUGCUGAGGUGCUACUUCUUGACAACAGGCUGACUUCUAUUGUAUUUUUACACUCUGAACAAUAACCGACAUUCCUUUGUCAAUUCUUAUCUCAAAACUCAAAUUAACAAUCACUCAACGCUGAUCAUCUAGCUGUUUCCCAGAUCCAGUUUUAAGUGGAGUAAUAAAAUAAUGUAAACUCUCAAUGUUUAAUCUCGUUCAGCCCUUAUGAAACUCUUUAUUAACUAUAAAGACAGUUUUCUAUGUGCAUAAAACUUUUAAAAGUUUUACAUAUGCCUAUUUUAUCUAACAACGUAUUAUCUUCAACUCGACUUUUUUAGAGUGUUGUGUAGAAAAUUAAGCUAAACUCUAGAGCAUGUUUGUAACAUUUGAUGCUUCUCCCUAGACAAAUUAAGUUGCCUUCCAAAAAUAUCAUGGCCAUGGUCAUGUAAACUUUAAUAUAUCCCCAUGGGACUCCCAUUUUUUAUUGUUAUUUUUUUCUUCAAAAAUACCUUUAUGUACAAAUACGAUUAGGGCAGAUUUCUUUUUUCAUAAAUGAAAGUGUUGUGUAUAGUCUGUGAUUGGUUCUCUUUUGUUCACUGGCCAUGUAAAUUGUAAGUUGUAGAUAUCUUUUGUGUAUAUAUUUAUUCUUUGAAAUCUUUACUGCCACCAGCAGUCUGUAAGUCAAAACUAUUAAAUCCAUCAUUUUAUUACAGUUU